CGCACACUGUCGCUCGUUUGAUGACGUUUUGCCUGCAGAACGUAACUUUUACGAAAAGGUACACAACAGAAACAGUGGACGGGCUUUUGCUUUUCAUUGUAGUUAAUAGGACACAUAAACAAUACAAAGAACAUUUUAUUUUAAGCUUUGGGUCGACAACUUAGAUCAAGAUGUCGUACAUGCUACCGCAUCUCCAUAAUGGCUGGCAGGUAGACCAAGCCAUCCUGUCCGAGGAGGACCGGGUCCUGGUGAUCCGCUUCGGACACGACUGGGACCCCACAUGUAUGAAGAUGGACGAGGUUCUCUACAGCAUCGCUGAAAAGGUGAAGAAUUUUGCAGUCAUCUACCUGGUGGACAUCACAGAAGUACCGGACUUCAACAAGAUGUACGAGUUGUACGACCCCUGCACGGUCAUGUUCUUCUUCAGGAACAAGCACAUCAUGAUUGAUUUGGGAACUGGUAACAACAACAAGAUUAACUGGACGAUGGAGGACAAGCAGGAGAUGAUAGACAUUGUGGAGACAGUUUACCGCGGAGCAAGAAAAGGACGAGGUCUGGUGGUGUCUCCAAAGGAUUAUUCUACAAAAUACAGAUAUUGAUUUUUUUUCUCCCCCUCCCUCCAACCUUUUUUUCAUCUUUUUUCCUCUUGAAAUUUUGUGACAUGACACAGAGACUACAAGUUACAGGAGUCAAGAAAUAUCUUUUUCAACAUUUUUUGUUGUUUUUGAGAAACAGGACAAUAUUCGUAUGAAUGGUCAUGACUGUGUUGCUGUUUUUUGUGUAGAUUGACAUGUUAUUCAGUUUCCUUGACACCAAGUUUGUCUUUUAAAAGCCUAAUUUCUGGUUUAAAAAAAAACAAAAAAGGUGCUUAAGAAACCAGACAGUGUAAAAUGCCACAUUUGUUGUAAUAAAAGUGGAUGAAUAUUUACAUUUUAAAAAA
Molecule: messenger RNA, 940 nt
Organism: Centropristis striata (black sea bass)
Lineage: Eukaryota; Metazoa; Chordata; Actinopteri; Perciformes; Serranidae
Gene: txnl4a
Product: thioredoxin-like 4A
Exons: 4
Coding region: 171-599 (142 amino acids)
Biological process (GO): mRNA splicing, via spliceosome
Cellular component (GO): spliceosomal complex; U4/U6 x U5 tri-snRNP complex; U5 snRNP
Source: RefSeq, a predicted model, not a curated record